Oldenlandia corymbosa var. corymbosa is the source of this 201-nucleotide messenger RNA. The record is from the annotation of a GenBank genome assembly. NCBI's taxonomy places the organism in Eukaryota, Viridiplantae, Streptophyta, Magnoliopsida, Gentianales, Rubiaceae.
AUGGAUAACUCACACAGCGCUAGCUACCAAGCAGGAGAGGCCAAGGGCCAAGCUCAGGAGAAGGGCAACCAGAUGAUGGAUAAGGCUAGCAAUGCUGCACAGUCUGCGAAAGAAAGCAUUAAUGAGGCUGGACAGCAGAUAAAGGCCAAGGCACAAGGAGCAGCUGAUGCAGUCAAAAAUGCAACUGGAAUGAACAAAUGA